AUGACCGCCUCGCUGCCUAUAAUACCCCCGCCGCGCCAGCAACCCGCCCGCCCCAAGCUGUCCAUCAACACCGAGCAGCCUCGCAUCCUAGGAAAGGGCGCCAGCCUCCGUCUCGACACGCUCAGUGCCGCCUCCCCGACUGUCCGCAACACGUACACAAACGCCUACGAGCGCCCCUCGACAGCCCCCACGCUGCAGCGCCCACAAAGACCCUCCCUGUCCAUUGAGAGCGACCUACCCGCUGCUGCAAACAACAGCGCCUCGACGCCCAGCUCUGCCUCCACCCUCUCCUCCGCCCUCACAUCAGCCUCGGCCGACUCUGCCACCAGUGCGCUGCCCUACAAGCAACCCCACAACCUCGUCUCCAUCCUCUCAAACAGCCCGGCUCGCUCAAUUGUACCGCGCAAGAUGGCCUCGAGCCGCCCCAUGUUCCCCGCAGAGAAGCACGUCUGCUUCCGCACCCCUCUCGAGGAGGAAAUCACCACAACCAGGUACACAAUGGCCCACUCUGACCUUGAGUCGUCCGUCUCUACCCUGUCCACCAUCUCGUCCGUUGCCUCGUCCACCGACUCGGACGUGUCAGCCGCACACCACUCAUUGAUUGUCAAUACUUCCAACACCUCUUCCACGACCAGCAUAUCGCCGCUGCAGCUGUCGCUCCAAAAAUCCACCUCGACCUUUGCAUCCGCCGAGAGCUCGCCGCGGUCAAAAGGUCCACGCGCUGGCGAUAAGCGAGAUUCGUCCUCGUCAGAAGACGAAAGCGACUCUUGUCCCCAGACCCCCAUCGCUGGACGACGGAAGAGGACAAGAGACUGGCGCUGGACCCUCGGCCCUCUGCCGUCAUCUGACAAGUCGUCUUCGUCAUCAGCCAGCGAAGCCACCACAAGCGACGACAGCAGCUGA
Messenger RNA from Bipolaris maydis ATCC 48331, 903 nucleotides. RefSeq lists its product as uncharacterized. Lineage: Eukaryota; Fungi; Ascomycota; Dothideomycetes; Pleosporales; Pleosporaceae. The record is from RefSeq and is a predicted model, not a curated record.